This is a messenger RNA of Dibothriocephalus latus, 1236 nucleotides long. The record is from the annotation of a GenBank genome assembly. Lineage: Eukaryota; Metazoa; Platyhelminthes; Cestoda; Diphyllobothriidea; Diphyllobothriidae.
AUGUCAGGCCCCCCAAUACAACUGCAGCAGACAAAUAUUCAGGACAUUGAAUAUGGAGCUUUGCCAGAUGGGAGUGUCACUUCUAAUUUACAGGCCAAGGUUGCCAUUGUCCGACAGUCCCGGAUAAAUUGGCAGUCUUAUUUACAGUACGAUUCCAUACAUUUUGACACCUUUAGAGGCCAAAUGAUUACUUCGGAGCAGUUCAAUUUUAUUUCCCAAUUUGACAAUGCUACAACGCCAGAAGCACGCUCCCGCAUUAUAUCGGAAAAUCAGCAUGCUGUAGGCCCUGUUGCCAAAAUAUUCAUUGCGUUGCUCAGUAAAAUAUCAAAAGAGCAAACCUUGCAAUACGUGAUUUCUCUGUUAGAUGAUGUGUUUCAGGUAUACGGUUUCACUUCUUAUUUUCCGCAGGAAGAUAAGUCGAGGGUUGAAUUGUUCCACAACUAUUUCGCCGAGAAGAAUGAAAAUAUAUGGAAUCACUUUUUCAACUUUCUCCAAAGGCCGAACUUGGUGUGCGUCUAUCAAAUUUCUCGCAUCAUCACGAAAUUGGCCUGUUGGUCAUCGAAACUGAUGGAGGAAUCCUCAUUGCGCUACUUUUUAGACUGGCUACAGGAAUCUCUCCGACAGGCGAACAACGAGUAUUUGCAAACCGUGGCAAGGAAUCUGCAGAUGCUCCUCCGCAUCCGCGAAUACCGUGCGACGUUUGUGGCCCAGCAGGGUGUUGACACACUCCUCAAAGUACUACGACAGAGGGAUACCAACUGCGAGUUGGUUUAUCAGAUCAUCUUCUGCCUUUGGUGCCUCAGCUUCAGUGGCGACCUUGUCGAAACGAUGAUAAAGGACGCGACCCUUCUUCCGGCAGUAGCAGAUGUUUUCUGUGACACGGAACGCGAGAAGGUCCUGCGAAUAUCUAUGGCUUUUCUCAGGUCAGUCCUCGAGAAGUUGGAAGAUUCACCCCUGUUCCGCCAGAGCGCUCUCCGAUUGGUGCAAUGCAAGGUGCUAAAACGUUUGGAGUUGCUGGCUCAGAAGGACUUCAGCCACGAUCCCGAGAUGACAGACGACAUGAAAUUCCUCCAGGAGACGCUAAAGACUAGCGUGCAGGAUGUGAGCAGCUUGGAAGAGUACACCACCGAGUUGACCUCAGGCCGCCUCGAGUGGUCGCCAGUACACAAAUCGGAAAAAUUUUGGCGCGAAAAUGCUGACAAGUUCACGGAGAAGAACUACGAACUCUUAAAGUGA